AUGUCACCUCCUGGGGGAAGACAUCCCUGACCUCCUUAACUCAAGCUUUUCACCAUUAUCUACAAAAACGUCUGCACCCUCCUGGGUCCCUCUUCCUGGCCAGAGUCCUUAUCACUGGAGGCAUUGUGGCUACUGCCGGCCAGUUCACCCUGUGGUACUUUGGGGUAUACUCCAUUGCAGCAGGAGUCCUCGUCUGCCUGCUGGAGUACCCCCGGGGGAAGAGGAAGAAAGGCUCCACCAUGGAGCGCUGUGGACAGAAGUAUAUGACGUCUGUGGUGAAGAUGUUUGGGCCCUUCACCAGAAAUUACUACUUCCGGGCCUUCCUGCACCUUGUGCUGUCCGUACCUGCAGGCUUCCUGCUUGCCACCAUUCUCGGGACUGCCUGCUUGGCCAUCGCGAGUGGUAUCUACCUGCUGGCCGCCAUUCGCGGCGAGAAGUGGAUCCCCAUUGAGCAGAAACCCAAGGAGCGACCGCAGGUCGGCGCGACCAUCAAGCAGCCUCCCAGCAACCCCCCGCCCCGGCCCCCGGCCGAAGCCCGCAAGAAGCCGAGCGAGGAGCAAGGGGAGGACGCGGCGAUUGGAGGCUCCCCGGGCGGCACCCAGACUAACCCCAUCCCCGUGACCGACGAGGUCGUGUGACUUCCCCGCGCGGCCACCAGGUGGCGCCCGCACCAUCUGGCAGUAAAUGGAAUAAAGGCAUGGCGGGCCUGGGCGUCUUCAUGGGGGCCCGGUGGGCGCGCACCUGGGAUUGUCCACCGAGGUCCUGCAGUGUCGCCCCCCCGCCUUUUCUUCCUUAGCAGAACCACA
Loxodonta africana (African savanna elephant) is the source of this 806-nucleotide messenger RNA. RefSeq names its product cytochrome b-245 light chain. NCBI's taxonomy places the organism in Eukaryota, Metazoa, Chordata, Mammalia, Proboscidea, Elephantidae. Gene Ontology annotation, molecular function: heme binding. The coding region runs from base 240 to 638 and encodes 132 amino acids. The transcript has 6 exons. The record is from RefSeq and is a predicted model, not a curated record.